GGCUGUCGCGCGCCAGACGUGAGCGAGGCGCCAGGCGGGCGCUCGGAGCGCGGAGUCGUGUGGAGCGAGGCCGGGAGGGAGGGAGGCCGCCGGGAGCGGCGCGCCUGGCGAGACCGGGAGCCGGGCUGGAUCUCCUUCAGCACUCGGACUCGCGCUCGGGAGCCGGCGUCCGCCUGGAAUUACGUUUCCUCUGGGGAGGUGGCUGGCCUCGCAGCGUGCGGCCCCUGCACCCCCGGUCGUCCAAAAAAGGCUUUGUGCCCCUUUUGCUCUUGAUUUGACAACUCUGGCAUUGUGGAAACACCGACUCCAGUUCAUCCAUAACCGGGAUUCCUAAUAAGAGAGGAAACGAAGGCUGUUCUCCUGCCAUCAUGUUUUUGGCCCAGAGGAGACUCUGCUUCCUUGACAGUAGAGCAAAAUUCCUGAAGACUAUUUAUUCUUCAAAAAUCCUUGGACUCCCUACUUCUGCUAAGAUGUCUUUGAAAAUCAUCAAUGCAAAACGAAUUGAAGGCCUUGAUAGUAAUGUGUGGACUGAAUUUACAAAGUUGGCUGCAGACCCCUCUGUUGUGAAUCUUGGUCAAGGCCUUCCAGAUAUAUCCCCUCCUAUAUAUGUAAAGGAGAAAUUAUCGGAAAUUGCAGCAAUUGAUAGCCUGAACCAGUAUACACGAGGCUUUGGUCAUCCAUCGCUUGUGAAAGCUCUAGCCUGCUUAUAUGAAAAAUUUUAUCAAAAUCAAAUCAAUCCAAAUAAAGAAAUCCUUGUGACAGUAGGAGCGUAUGGCUCUCUUUUUAAUGCCAUUGAAGGAUUAAUUGAUGAGGGAGAUGAAGUCAUAAUAAUAAUGCCUUUCUAUGACUGUUAUGAGCCUAUGGUGAGAAUGGCUGGAGCAACACCUGUUUUUAUUCCCCUACGAUCUAAACCUGUCGAUGGGAAAAAAUGGUCCAGUUCUGACUGGACAUUGGAUCCUCAAGAACUGGCAAGUAAAUUUAAUUCUAAAACCAAAGCUAUUAUACUGAAUACUCCACAUAACCCCAUUGGCAAGGUAUAUAACAAAGAGGAACUCCAAAUAAUUGCUGACCUUUGCAUCAAAUAUGACACACUCUGCAUCAGUGAUGAGGUUUAUGAAUGGCUUGUAUAUACUGGAAAUAAGCAUUUAAAAAUAGCUACUUUUCCAGGUAUGUGGGAGAGAACAAUAACAAUAGGAAGUGCUGGAAAGACUUUCAGUGUAACUGGCUGGAAGCUUGGCUGGUCCAUUGGUCCUAAUCAUUUGAUAAAACAUUUACAGACAGUUCAACAAAACACCAUUUAUACUUGUGCGACUCCUUUACAGGAAGCCUUGGCUCAAGCUUUUUGGAUUGACAUCAAGCGCAUGGAUGACCCAGAGUGUUACUUUAAUUCUUUGCCAAAGGAGUUAGAAGUAAAAAGAGAUCGGAUGAUACAUUUACUUGAAAGUCUUGGCCUAAAACCCAUAGUUCCUGAUGGGGGAUACUUCAUAAUUGCUGAUGUGUCUUUGCUAGAUGCAGACCUCUCUGAUAUGAAGGACAGCAAUGAACCUUAUGACUAUAAAUUUGUGAAAUGGAUGACUAAAAAUAAGAAACUGUCAGCCAUUCCAGUUUCAGCAUUCUGUAAUGCAGAGACCAAAUUACAGUUUGAGAAGUUUGUGCGAUUUUGCUUCAUAAAAAAAGAUAGUACACUGGAUGCUGCUGAAGAAAUCAUUAAGGCAUGGACUAGACAGAAGUCUUGAUACAAGCAGACUGUUUCUAUUAGAUGACCUAAUAUAGAAUUAUUAUUUAGUGCUGCCAUCUGCUGGAUUAUGAAAACAAAUAUUUUGGUACCAAUGAAAUUUGAAGAAAUAUUUCCAUUGUUUUCCAAAAUGUUAAUCCCACCGGGUUUUUUUUGUUUUGUUGUUUUUCAGUUGAAAUAUAUGAAAACACCUACCACUACCAUUUUACAUCAGGCAGUGUAGCAUUGUGGGUAAGAAUUGUGAGACCCUGGUUUAUACUUAACCUCUCAGUGCUUCAGUUCCCUCAUCGGGAAUAAAAUGUAGCACCUACUUUGUGACACCUGGCUGGCUCAGUGAGUAGAGCAUGCAACUCUUGAUCUUGGAGUCAUGAAUUCGAGCUCCACGUUGGGCAUGGAACCUACUUUUAAAAAAUAGCACCUACUUUAGAUAAAGUUUAUAAGGAUAAAAUGGAUUGAUAAAGCCUUAAUAAACGCUCAGCUAAGGUUAGCCAGUUCUGUUUCUCCACCAUUGUGUAAAACUCUUAGCCAGUUACACCCCUUUAACUCCAAGUCCUUGCUUUGUCUACCCACAUGUAAUUCCCUCCCCUUCGUUUACCAGUGGCUUUGAACUUUGCUCACAGUUUUGCUUCUCUGUCCCAAAUACCGCCAUCACCCAGAGUGGCUUCAAAGUCCACAUGGAUUACCUAGGCUUUCAGUACUUUGACCUCACCUUUGGCAAUGUUCACCUCCACUCCACUCUCCACUUCAGCCACCCACCCGCAUGGGUACACCCUGAACCUUUCAUCAUUUAAGGCUGUGCCACCUAUGAGAUAAUAAAUUAGUUAUCUCACACU
This is a messenger RNA of Callorhinus ursinus (northern fur seal), 2568 nucleotides long. It is a transcript of the gene KYAT3, whose product is annotated as kynurenine aminotransferase 3. Gene Ontology annotation, cellular component: mitochondrion; cytoplasm. Gene Ontology annotation, molecular function: pyridoxal phosphate binding; L-kynurenine:2-oxoglutarate transaminase activity. The record is from RefSeq and is a predicted model, not a curated record. Gene Ontology annotation, biological process: biosynthetic process. NCBI's taxonomy places the organism in Eukaryota, Metazoa, Chordata, Mammalia, Carnivora, Otariidae.